AAAAAGAUAGAGAGAGAAGGGGAGAGAGGAGAGUAGAGAGAGAGAGAGGGGAUGGGGUGGCACUUUACCACUUUUUUAUGUUGCACGCAUCCAUGGCAGAAAACAGAAGGAAGACAGAGUGCUACAAGGAAAGGAGGAGAAGAGAAGAGCAGCCAUAACCCACAACUAUAGCCAAACCCCUCAAUCAGAGCAGAAACAAGCUACAUCCAUACAUAUACAUGCAUCUCCCAUUGUGUAUGUUUGAAAACAAUAUUAGCAGUUUCCUCCUCUGGGUUUCUUGAUUUUUAGAUGCUUCCAACCAGCUAUUCCAGGCCGGCACCUUCGAUUGCAGCCCAAAAAGCUCAGACCUACCCCUACAAUCUGCUAGCUUUCAUAUUUGUUUUCUUCUGAGCCUUUCUCCUGUCCUCUCAGCCUCUCUUAGUUGUUUACAUCUACUUUUCUCUUUGUUUAAAGAACCUUUUUUUUUUGGGUGGUGCUCUUAUUUUUGCUGGGUUUUUUAAAUUGGAGGGAGAGAAGGAAAAAAGAGAGGGGGAAAAAACUUGUGGGUUUGUGAGUCUUUGUUGGAUGAAGGGAUGCCCUUACCCUUUGAUUUUGAGGGGAAGGGGGUUCUGCUAGACCUUGUACCAGAGGCCUCCUCUAAUCAAUUUUCGAAUCCAUUGCUGUACCAGUGGAAGGAGAACAAGCAAGUUAAUUCCUUUCUGGGUUUUGAGCCUACCUCUGUUCUGGAUACAAUAGGCAGCCCAAGCCCUCCUACUUCUACUUCAACCCUGGUCGGCGGCAGCGGCAGCGGUGGUGGUGGUGGUUCCACCGACACGGCAGGGGUGGCGGCGGUCUCGGGUAACUCGUCCCAGAAAUGGCAAGAAACCACCAGCUCGAAUGCGGGGGUUGAACUAGGAAGCGGCGGCGGCGGCCCCGGGCCGGAGAAAUGUGGGCUGGUGGUGGGGAUGGAGGACUGGGAGAGCAUGCUGUCGGACUCCGUGGAGGCGUCGCCGGGGCAGGAGCAGUCCAUGUACCGCUGGAUCAUGGGAGACGUAGAGGACCCCUCCAUGGGUCUGAACAAGUUGCUCCAGAGCGGCGGCGGCGUUGUUCCCCCGGCCUCGGCGGAGUUCGACUUCAACGGCGGCGGCUUUGGCGUCGUAGAUCAAGGGUUUGGGCUAGACCCAUCUGGAAAUUUCGGCCAUAUUAACAACUCCUCUCUUCCUUUUUCAACAUUUCCUCAUUCCAAGCUUGGUUUAGCCCCAAACCCAUCAAACCCUCCAAACUUCAAGCUCUCAAACCCUUCAAACCCCAACAAUUUCCCCCCAUUUUCCAACACCCUUGGGCCCAUUUCAAACCCCUUCAACCCCCUCGACUGCCCAGAUAUGAAACCCCAGAUUUUCAACCCAAAUCUCUUAAUCAACCACCCCACACAAAACCCAGCCUUUUUCUUGCCAUUUCCGUACACCCAAAAUGAACACAGCUUCCCACCCCAGGCGAAAAGGCACAACCCCGGCGGCGGCGGCCUUGACCUGGUCCCACAGUCUCAAGAUUUCUCCCUGCAAUUCCUCCAUCAGAGGAACAUAACAAAGACGGUCGCCGACGAGAUGGGACAACACCAACAGGGGAUAAUCGACCAGCUGUUCAAGGCGGCGGAGUUCAUCCAGAUAGGGAACACGGUACUCGCGCAAGGGAUAUUGGCGCGGCUCAAUCACCACCUCUCUCCGAUCGGUAAGCCUUUCGUUAGGGCUUCUUUCUUUUGCAAAGAAUCCCUCCUUCAAUUGCUCAAUAUGGCACCCAACUUGCCGAAUCCGUCGCCGUUUAAUCUGAUAAUGAAGAUUGGUGCUUACAAGUCUUUCUCCGAGAUUUCACCACUCCUCCAGUUUGCAAAUUUCACUUGCAACCAAGCCCUCCUCGAGGCUUUAGAUGGGUCUGAUCAAAUUCACGUUAUAGAUUUCGAUAUCGGGUUUGGUGGGCAAUGGGCUUCUCUUAUGCAAGAGCUUGCCAUGAGGGGCGGAGGACCACCUUCGUUGAAGAUCACUGCAUUUGCCUCCCCUUCAACCCAUGACCAACUUGAGCUAGGCCUCACUAGGGAAAAUCUCAACCACUUCGCUUGUGAAAUCAAUAUCCCAUUCGAGUUUGAAAUCUUGAGCCUUGAUUCCCUUCACUCUGCUUCUUGGUCACAAUUCCCUCUUCAUCUGUCUGAAAACGAAGCAAUUGCGGUUAAUCUCCCAAUUGCUUCGUUUUCGAAUAGCCAACUGUCCCUCCCUUUGAUCCUUCGCUUCAUAAAGCAACUUUCCCCCAAAAUUGUGGUAUCUUUGGACAGAGGUUGUGACCGAACAGAUCUCCCGUUUCCAAACCAUGUGAUUCAUGCCCUUCAGUCUUACUCAAACCUGCUUGAGUCACUUGAUGCUGUGAAUGUGAACUUGGAGGCCUUGCAAAAGAUUGAGAGGUACUUGCUUCAACCUUGUGUUGAAAAAAUUGUGAUGGGUCGAUACCGUUCCCCUGAGAAGACCGCUCAUUGGAGGACCCUUUUUCUGUCAUCUGGAUUUUCUCCAUUGACGUUCAGCAAUUUCGCGGAAUCACAAGCUGAUUGUUUGGUCAAGAAGACUCCAGUGAGAGGAUUUCAUGUUGAGAAGAGGCAGUCUUCACUUGUUUUGUGCUGGCAGCGGAAGGAGCUCAUCUCAGCUUCGGCGUGGAGGUGUUGAGGAUCGAUAUUUUGGUAUUGGAUUCACCCGAUCAUUCCGAUUUGAGAUGUUGCUUCUUAACUUUAACUGCUAUAGUAUCUGAUCGUUCGAAUAUUAAUGGCUGUGAUUUCACUAUUCUAAUUGUCAUUGUGGUUUAGGAUCAUAUCAAGAAAGAACCAGAUGUUUUAUUAACUGGAUGGUCUAGUAGUGUAGUUCUAUUUCUUUCAUCUGUUAUGUUCGGUGUUGUUGUUGUUGUCCCCUCUACCGGUGUUUUUGUGCUGUUGUGGCAACGAAUGGCGGUUAUUUCUAAUUAUGGGGGUUAUCUAUUGUAUUCGACUACAAUGUAAGACCAGAAAUGGGAAAAAGAACAGUUUAACCUUU
Molecule: messenger RNA, 3044 nt
Organism: Rhododendron vialii
Lineage: Eukaryota; Viridiplantae; Streptophyta; Magnoliopsida; Ericales; Ericaceae
Product: scarecrow-like protein 6
Exons: 1
Coding region: 573-2684 (703 amino acids)
Biological process (GO): regulation of DNA-templated transcription
Cellular component (GO): nucleus
Molecular function (GO): DNA-binding transcription factor activity; sequence-specific DNA binding
Source: RefSeq, a predicted model, not a curated record